AUGGCCCAUUACCGAAGCAUGCAGCCCAGUCGGGGUACAAGCUACUCUGAUUCAAGUGACCCGACAACGAAUGUCAACCAUUUCGUGGAGAUGCCCGGGGAAGUACGCGCCACUCUGAACAGCUACGUACCCCUAGAUGCGGACGAUGAGACCGUGAAGCUCCUUCGGGAAACGUUCAGGUACCUUCCAUCAGAUGGUAGAGUUAACCUUGCCGAGGAUAUCAUUCAGGCUGGGGCGGGCAAUAAGUUGCAGCAACUUGCCCAGAGUAUCGUUUCAGGCCUUCUCAAACCGAUGAUGGUUGCCGGUGCUAAGAAGAUGGAGAUACCGCGGUUGGGCAUUGAAGAAUGUCUUGCCAACAAGACGGACGGGCACGAGUCGAUGAGGCGUGCCCGACAGCUCCAAGAGGAUGCGCUUCGCAGAGAUGGCAAUAAAUGCGUUGUAUCGGGCCAUUACGAUGUUCUAUCAGAGGAGUUAUAUCCCGACGAAACUACUGCCGACCUAGAAACUGCAUAUAUUGUGCCAUUUGCUCUAUCCAAGUUCAACAAUGAAUAUGAAAAACAGCAAAUAAUAGCUGUUUGGACGAACAUUUUUCGUUAUUUCCCAAGCGUCCGUUCCCGGCUGGGCUUCUAUUACCAGAACAUUAACUCUAUGGUAAACGUGAUGACUCUCUCCCUACCUCUCCACACGCAAUUUCGACGAUUCAGUCUUGCACUCGAACAGGAAACAGGCAGCAUAAAUCAAUAUCGUGUCAAGACCUUUUGUGGUUUUGCAACAGCCCAUCGAGCUGAGCUGCCAGCGAGUGGAACUAUCAGAAUGACAGGCCACGAUGGAUUCCCAUUGGCUUCACCUAUUUUACUUCAGGUUCACUGUGCCGUCGCGAGCAUACUCCAUGCCACCGGCGAGGGUGCGAAGAUCGCCCGAGUGCUACGGGACUAUGAUGCGACUGGUGGCCUCGCUAGCGACGGUAGUACCAAUGUCUCGCAGCUCUUAUCUUUGACUAAACUUGCAUUGGUGCCCCAUGCCCGUCGCUUUGAUGGAACGGGUUCGACAGAUGACUGA
This is a messenger RNA of Aspergillus pseudoviridinutans, 1059 nucleotides long. Its product is annotated as HNH endonuclease signature motif containing protein. NCBI's taxonomy places the organism in Eukaryota, Fungi, Ascomycota, Eurotiomycetes, Eurotiales, Aspergillaceae. Bases 1 to 1059 code for a protein of 352 amino acids. The record is from RefSeq and is a predicted model, not a curated record. The transcript has a single exon.